UCUGAGAUUUCUGGUGCUCCUCCAGACAGCAAAGGUAGAGUAUCGUCAAUACUUAAUGUCAGCUCAAGAAUAUUUAACUUUUUUCUUCUCUUAUUUCAGAAAGCCACACUGAAAGAUGAACAUUUCGCUGGGAGAUAACAUUACACAAAUCAAGAUUUUGCGGGACACCUUUGAAGUAGCGGUGGCCAAGAAUGUGAUUGUGGUCGGUCUGUGCAUCUCCAUCAACUACAUCAACAGCACGCUGGUCCACACCUUCAUGAAGCAUGAGAUCUUCACAGGAAACCCUCGCUACAUUCUCUUCAUCCACAUGGUGCUCAAUGACACUAUUCAACUUAUGAUUGCAGGUCUUUUGCAUAUCUUGAGCUACACUGUGUUUACUAUCAACGUCUCCUUCUGCUGCCUUUUAAUAAUGACUGUCAUUUUCACGACGCUCAACACGCCGCUGACCCUCGCAACGAUGGCGAUAGAGCGCUACAUUGCUAUCUGCAACCCUUUACGUCACUCUCAGAUUUGUACCGUACGUAAAACGUACAUCCUAAUCGGAGUAAUCUGGAUAUUGAGUGCUAUUCAGGUCCUUCCGGACAUGUUUGUACUUUUAGCCACACAGCCUGUAAUGUUCUUCCACAGCAACAUCUUUUGUUAUAGAGAUAAUCUGUUUAAUUACCCGUACAUGAUAGAAAAGAGAAAUGUGGUGUUUAUCAUAUAUCUGUCCUUUGUGUGGUUCACCAUUGUCUUUACUUAUUUAAAGAUCAUGUUGGUGGCAAAGGCCUUGAACUCGGACGCUCGAAAAGCUCGGAGUACCAUCAUACUACACGCAAUUCAGCUCUUGAUGUGCAUGCUGACAUUUGUAUGGCCCUUUUUGGACAGGUUGCUUCCCUACGUCUUUCCCAUGUAUGUUCUAGAGAUGAGAUUUGUUUGUUAUUUAAUGAUCCAGAUUAUGCCGAGGUUUAUCAGCCCUAUUGUGUAUGGAGUGAGAGAUCAAACCUUUUGUAGCUAUAUGAAAAGAUACUUACUGUGCACAAUGUUUAAGGUAAAGAGUCGAAUCAAAAAUGUUCAAACCGAGAGGAAUUUAGAAAAAGUUCCCAAUAAAUUCAUGUAGGACUUUGUGUUGUGUACUGUGAAUUAAAAUAACA
Molecule: messenger RNA, 1133 nt
Organism: Misgurnus anguillicaudatus (oriental weatherfish)
Lineage: Eukaryota; Metazoa; Chordata; Actinopteri; Cypriniformes; Cobitidae
Product: odorant receptor 131-2-like
Biological process (GO): G protein-coupled receptor signaling pathway; detection of chemical stimulus involved in sensory perception of smell
Cellular component (GO): membrane
Molecular function (GO): odorant binding; G protein-coupled receptor activity; olfactory receptor activity
Source: RefSeq, a predicted model, not a curated record